UCACUCUCGCUAAUUUCACUUACUUUUCUAAUAAGACUAACAAAUAAUGUUAGGAAAUUAUCUCUUUUCCUAUUUUCAUGUGACAAAAGUUGUGUUAAUUAGGUAUCUGCUUUAGAGACGAAACGGAUGUUGCUCCACCUCCUCUUCCUCCUCCUUCUUUCUCUUUGCGGUUGUGUUUCCUUUGUCACUCUGUCUGACGCAGCCUUGCCUCCUGUGUGCCAGACGUGGACUGGGACGUUGGCAGCCUCGGUAUCGUGUGCUGCGGCGGUAGCGGUCGUGUGGAGCAGCGGAACAUGUUUACAUACAGUCUGUUGUAUUCAUGGAUCCACCUGUGCGUCAGUCUGGACCUGGAGGGAUGGAGCUACACAGUGGCCAUUGACUCACACGUGCACCACGGCAAUAUUUCCAACUUGCUAGGGAGAGAACUGCUGGUGCGUGGUGGCGGUAUUUUGAUAGUGGGGCAGGAGCAGGAUCUGCACGGUGGCGGCUUCAACAUUGGACAGACAUACGAGGGGUAUGUGGCUGACCUGAUCAUAUUCCCGAACGUACAGAGGAUCCAGCGAGUCAAGGAGUUCUUGUCGUGCACAUUGAAGAGAAGGGAGACAACUGUGGUAACUUUCUCCUCGAUGGAAAAUGACUGGGAGUUACUGGGAGACUUGGAGAUGAUUUCCUUCACUCCAGAACAGCUAUGCGGGAAGCCGCCGCCCUCGCACAUCAUGUUUCCUGAGCACCGUACCUUGAAGGAGUCUCAGGACCAGUGUCACAUGCUAAAGGGAUGGCUGAGUGCCCCGCAGAGCGAAAGCGAGAAUAUAGCCAUUGUGAAGGCCACACAAGACCGCAUGGACGUGUGUACCAUCAGCUGGGGCGUGUACCUGUGGCUUGGGGUAAAGACAGUCUUUUCCAACAAUUCCUGGUCCUACAUCAGCUUGGACACCAACAAGUCUAUGGAGUACACCAACUUCCGUAAAGGCUACUCCACGGCUGUCGAGUCCUACAACUGUACCUACAUGGACGCCUUCGACACUGGCAAGUGGGCUGUGUACCCGUGCACACUCAAGACUUGCUCUGUGUGCUCUUUCGACAAACCCUCAACCCUCAGGCUGCGCGGUCUCUGCGAGAAUACAUUACUGGACCGAAUAUACAUAAUUAAGGGCGUGAGAAACGGGAAACCUUUCUUCAGCGGCAUCGGAAACACGGAGAUCUUCUGGGACAACACAACCUGGAUGUUGACGGAUGUCCUGGAUCAAGGCGUCAGCGGUGUCAUGAAGAGCUCCAGUUUACAGCAGUACCCGGUGGGCCUCCGCACUUGGAACAUUAUAGGAGACAAGUGCCCCUUAAGAAAUCCAGAGCUGCUAAUGACUGCAUGCAGUGAGAAGCAGUACACGUGUCACGACGGCACGUGUAUUAAUAAGAUUCAACGCUGCGACCGGGAGGUGAACUGCCCGGACCAGAGUGACGAACGCCUGUGUACCACCGUGGUAGUGCCUGAGGACUACAUCAGGGAGGUUCCCCCGGCGAAGAGAGGGACAGAUCCGGCAUGGGUUAACUUCCACAUCAUUAUCCUGUCAAUGCAGCCUCUUGACACGAACAACAUGAAAAUCACCAUUGAUAUCAGACUUAUACUCCGUUGGUGGGAUCCUCGACUUGAUAUGGAGAGCUUAAACUAUGCUGACUCUCUUAACUUCAUUCACGAGGACGACAUCUGGAGGCCCGAUUUGCUCUUCCAAGACGUGGUGGGUACCGAGGCCGUGACCGUACUCCAGUGGGAAACUUUCGUGGCAGUGAUGGAGUCUAAGCCAUUGCCUGACGACAUCACGAGGGUCAGAGAGGAUGAAGUGUACCCCGGGGAGACAAACUCCCUCAAACUGGAGCAGAACUAUCAAGUGAAAUUCACGUGUGACAUGCGCCUGCAGUUGUACCCGUUCGACACUCAAACCUGUACAUUUAUCAUUAGACUGAAGUCUUACACGCGAUACCUGGUUGCUCUGCGGAGCUUUGAGACCAUAGUGGAGUACCGAGGCGCAAGGAAUUUGCGGGAAUAUAAGAUACGUGAAGUGGAGCUUGUAGGCCACGACUGGUAUAACUACAGUGGGCAAGAGAUCCGUUUCAACCUGGAUAACUUGUCAGGGUUUUAUGUAAGUAGUACCUAUAUCCCAACCUUCCUCAUGGUGCUCAUUUGCUACUCCACCUUCUUCUACGAGCUGGAUGACUUCAACGACCGCAUCAUGGUGUCUCUGACUGCGCUGCUGGUGUUGGCCACACUCUUCACGCAGAUCACGGAGACAACGCCCACCACUUCUUACCUCAAGCUACUGGAUGUGUGGUUCGUGGCUUGCAUCCUCGUCGACUUCUUCAUCGUCGUCAUCCUUGUGGUGAUCAAUGCGCAGAGGAUGAGGGAAAAUGACACAGCGAGCAACGUCAGUGUUGUCAUGCCCUUCGGUGCCAAGAAGCCUAGUAACCACCCAGCCCCUCCUGGCUUCUUCCCGCAGCCUCACCAACUCGUGAAAAGCGUCAAGAUAAACACCUUCGCGCAGAUCAGCGUUCCCAUCAUCCUGUUCGUCCUUGUCAUGGCCUAUGUGGGUCUCUCGUAUAGGUCUCCCAUGUAGAUGUAAUGCUAUUUCGAUGUUCGUUCAUUUUAUUGUCAUCGUAGUAAGUAAGCACGUGUGUCUAUAUCUUCAUGCACGCCUUCUUGAAAUUCGUGAGCUGAGAGAGAGAGAGAGAGAGAGAGAGAGAGAGAGAGAGAGAGAGAGAGA
Messenger RNA from Portunus trituberculatus (swimming crab), 2753 nucleotides. RefSeq lists its product as uncharacterized. Gene Ontology annotation, cellular component: neuron projection; synapse; membrane. NCBI's taxonomy places the organism in Eukaryota, Metazoa, Arthropoda, Malacostraca, Decapoda, Portunidae. Gene Ontology annotation, biological process: regulation of membrane potential; monoatomic ion transmembrane transport; chemical synaptic transmission. The transcript has 4 exons. Gene Ontology annotation, molecular function: neurotransmitter receptor activity; protein binding; extracellular ligand-gated monoatomic ion channel activity. Bases 294 to 2606 code for a protein of 770 amino acids. The record is from RefSeq and is a predicted model, not a curated record.